AAGCUCUGUUUGCCAUUUAAGUUAGCUAACAGCAAAUCGAUGGGUAAGAUAGGUGCCAAAGCACCGAAAUGGCACCAUCAACCGUACCGAAGCUUUUACGUCAGAAGAUGGGAUUUCGGACCGGCCGGCCAGAAUCCCAAAGAGAUGUUCUACCAAUUAUGCCCAAAAAUGAAUGCAACCUGUUUGGUCAACCAAAAGGCCAAUCAGUCGUGACGCCUACGACGUCCCUCCCGCGGAAAGGGCCCGGUCAGCUGCAUGAAGUGACUUCUCCUUCUAGUCACACUUCUGCUACUCGUACAAUGCUUCAAUGGCCGUACCAAAGCUUUCCAUGGGAGCUGGCAAAUUAUUUGGACUCCAUGCGCCACAGUGUGAUCGAGAACCCCUCAAAGUGGCCACUUUCCACCUCUUCAGACCAUUCUCGGAUAAACCAAAAGGCUAAGAGCACCAUAGCGGCAAGGGUCUGGACAAGACAAGCAUCGAUCCUUCCUCGACUUGGCGAUUUCCAUGGCUCGUUGGCCCCGUUAGUUUGUGAUCGUCGACUUUUAGUCGCAAAGCUCAUCUGAACCCAAGUCGACAGUUAGUGGGUGAUAGUGAGCUUGGCCAUGACGUCCAGGGAUCGGGGUUCUCGACGCGAUCCCGGCGGGGCCAAGCGAAG
Xylona heveae TC161 is the source of this 655-nucleotide messenger RNA. RefSeq lists its product as hypothetical. The record is from RefSeq and is a predicted model, not a curated record. The transcript has a single exon. NCBI's taxonomy places the organism in Eukaryota, Fungi, Ascomycota, Xylonomycetes, Xylonales, Xylonaceae. Bases 69 to 563 code for a protein of 164 amino acids.